AAUUUUCACUUUCGAGACGAAGAAGGCAACAACAAGUUCCAGCUGCAGACGCAAGAGAAUGGAGGAACGCCUCAGCUAUGUUUUUAUUACAAAAACUGGUAGAGAACCAAAAACCCUCCGCAGAUAUUAUUUCUUUCUUUGUAGAGCAGGAAAACGUGUUUUCGUCGCGUGCAGAUUUUUUUCAACUGAGAAAAUGCGGACGUGUGGGAUGUGGCAACUAUCGAGUGGGGUGGGGGCAGGCAAUCGAUAGGCGGCUGUCUGCAGCAGUGCAACCCUGCGUACCAGCGAUGUCCACUCUUCAGAAGAUCAACUUUGUUUUUUUGUUUAUAAAUUAAAUAGUUGAAAAAUUUGUGCGUUUGCUCGAACGAUUGAAGCACGAAUGUCUCUUGCUUUUGAGUGGCUUUCCUUUCCAAACGAAAAGUGAAAGCUACUUAGUUUCCCUUUUCUUUGUUUGCUUUCGAGCAGGUUGGCAGCGCCAUGCCACGAACACAAAGGCGUGCGAUGACGCCAUAUUGAUUUUUCACAAUUUUUUUCACACUGCGCAAUUAAUUAAACGCAACCAGAAUGAAAUGCAACAAAAAUGCGUUUUUAUAGCAAUUAAGAUCAUUACAAUGUCGCCACUUUCUAUUGCUUUGCUUAGUCUCUUUCGGCGAAUGGCCUGAGUUAGUGCGUUUUAUGCCAACUCGUACGCGUCCACGCCCCAAGUUGCGGGACUUUCUCUUUCGUGCAACUUUCUCGGCAGACACUUUGGUCGAGUAAAAAUAAUUUUUAAUAUUUAAUAUUCAAUUAAGCCUACCAGGAAAUACAGUUUUAAUUUCUUUAUCGGUCUUACAAUUUGUCUUAAUCUGUUAUGCGCUGAAUUUUCUUUCCGUCAGAUCGAAAAACAUUGAUGUGACUGUCGGUACUUUCGAUGUUUUUAAACAUCGAUUUCUAGGAAGUUGUUGCAAACAGCUGAAAAGGUGGAAAACUAUGGUAAGUUGCACCAAAGUUUUGGUCACACUCCACUUUUCUCCGCUCUGGCAUCUCUGCCAAAAACAAGCGUGCUAGAAAAACUCGGUUGGGAAUAUAUAAAUAAUAUAAUUAAAAACCAUGAGCGACAGCGAGACGGAGGAGACCAAGAUCAGCACGGAGCCGGUGGACAAUGCCUGGGCCAUGAAGAUACCAACCUUCAGGGCCGAGGACAAUCCGCACGGCAUGGUGGAAGAGAGCUCGUUCGCCACGCUCUUCCCCAAGUACCGGGAACGGUAUCUUAAGGAAGUGUGGCCCCUAGUGGAGCAGUGUGUGGCGGAACACCACCUAAAGGCAGAACUGGACCUGAUGGAGGGCAGCAUGGUGGUGAAGACCAGCCGCAAGACCUGGGAUCCCUACAUCAUCAUCAAGGCGCGCGACAUGAUCAAACUGAUGGCCCGCAGCGUGCCCUUCGAGCAGGCGAAGCGUGUGCUCCAGGACGACAUCGGUUGCGACAUCAUCAAGAUCGGAAACCUGGUCCACAAGAAGGAGAAGUUCGUCAAGCGGCGCCAGCGUCUGAUCGGUCCCAACGGAGCCACGCUCAAGUCCAUUGAACUGCUCACCGAUUGCUACGUUCUCGUCCAGGGCAACACUGUCUCGGCUCUGGGCCCGUACAAGGGCUUACAGCAGGUGAGGGACAUUGUGCUGGAGACCAUGAACAACGUACAUCCCAUUUACAACAUCAAGGCGCUAAUGAUCAAGCGCGAACUGAUGAAGGACCCACGUUUGGCCAACGAGGACUGGUCCCGGUUCCUGCCCAAGUUCAAGAACAAGAACAUUAGCAAGCGAAAGCAGCCAAAGGUGCGCAAGACCAAAAAGGAGUACACACCGUUCCCGCCCACGCAGCCGGAGAGCAAGGUGGACAAGCAGCUGGCCUCGGGCGAGUAUUUCCUCAACCAGGAGCAGAAGCAGGCCAAGCGGCAGCAGGAGCGCAGUGCCAAGCAGGCGGAGGCGGCCAAGCGCCAGGACGAGCGUCGCAACAAGGACUUUGUGCCGCCUUCAGAGGAGAAAGCAUCUUCGUCUCAAAAGGACAGCUCCUCGGCCAGCAAAGUGGACGUCAAGGCUCUCAAGGCGAAGCUGCUCAAGGCCAACAGGAAGGCGAGGAGCUGAUCAUCCGGAGACUGCGUUCUUUUUGUUUAGUUUUAAUUAUUAGCUUUAAGGUUUUGCAUCAAUUAAAAAAGGAUUGUGAGGUGAA
This is a messenger RNA of Drosophila kikkawai, 2203 nucleotides long. RefSeq names its product KRR1 small subunit processome component homolog dbe (gene dbe). Gene Ontology annotation, cellular component: small-subunit processome; nucleolus. Gene Ontology annotation, molecular function: RNA binding. The record is from RefSeq and is a predicted model, not a curated record. Lineage: Eukaryota; Metazoa; Arthropoda; Insecta; Diptera; Drosophilidae.